This is a messenger RNA of Carassius carassius (crucian carp), 3609 nucleotides long. RefSeq names its product aggrecan core protein-like. NCBI's taxonomy places the organism in Eukaryota, Metazoa, Chordata, Actinopteri, Cypriniformes, Cyprinidae. Gene Ontology annotation, molecular function: hyaluronic acid binding. Bases 1 to 3609 code for a protein of 1202 amino acids. The transcript is spliced from 16 exons. Gene Ontology annotation, biological process: cell adhesion. The record is from RefSeq and is a predicted model, not a curated record.
AUGUCUUUGAUUUGGCUCCUGCUGUACGCAUGCAUCCAUGCUAUUUCUGGCAUGAUCUUUUUCGGAGACAUGGCUGAUCAGGACAGCACCCUCAGUGUGAGCAUCCCUGUGAAACAGCCACUGCGUCCCCUAUUAGGAGAAAGCAUGGUCAUACCUUGCUACUUUCAGGACAACACUGUCCAGGACCCUCGCGCCCCAACUAUUGCCCCACUGUCCCACCAUAUUAAGUGGAGCUACAUCUACAAGGGCAGUAUAUCUCAUAUUCUCAUUGCAAGCGGGGGCCUGGUGCAGGUUGAGACAGACUACAUGGACCGGGUUCAUAUGACAAACUACCCCAUGGUGCCGACUGACGCUACCAUUGAGAUCUCAGAACUCCACUCCAGUGACUCUGGUACCUACCGCUGUGAGGUCAUGAAGGGGAUUGAAGAUAACUAUGAUUCUGUAGAAAUGCAAGUUCAAGGCAUUGUGUUUCAUUACCGAGCAAUAUCUACCCGAUAUACCUUGACAUUUGAGAUGGCAAAGGCAGCCUGCAUCCAGAACAGUGCUGUUAUUGCAACUCCUGCACAGUUGCAAGCUGCCUAUGAUGAUGGAUACCAUCAGUGUGAUGCUGGUUGGCUUUCAGAUCAAACUGUGAGGUAUCCCAUUCAUGAGCCAAGGGAGCUCUGCUACGGAGACAAAGAAAAUUUCCCAGGGGUACGAACAUAUGGAGUAAGAGACAUCAGUGAGACCUAUGACGUGUACUGUUUUGCAGAGAAAAUGUCAGGCAGUGUGUUCUACUCUAUGUCUGUGGAGAAGUUUACCUUUGCAGAGGCUGAAGACCAGUGUGCAAAGUUGGGAGCCCAGUUGGCCACCACAGGGCAACUCUACCUAGCAUGGAAGGCUGGGAUGGAUGUGUGCAAUGCUGGUUGGCUAGCAGACAGGAGUGUGCGGUACCCCAUUAACAUUGCUCGUCCCCAGUGUGGUGGGGGGCUUUUGGGAGUGCGAACAGUUUACCUGUUUCCUAAUCAGACUGGUUAUCCAUACCCAGACUCCCACUAUGAUGCAAUCUGUUAUGUAGAAAAAGAAGAUAAGGUUUUAACAAAGACCUCACCAUUUCCUGAAUUAGACACUACAACGGAUUCCAUGUUCACUGUGGCUACAGUCACCUCAAGCCCUUCAGACUAUACUGAAGAGAUGACCACAGAAAUGGAGGUCCGUGGCCAGCUAGUGACAGAGCUUCUUAACACCACAAGCACGGAAAGUCCUCUACCUCUACCUCCCAACAUAACUGAGGUUGAGGAGGACAUCAUCAAUGUGGCCACAGCUCUGCCUUACCUGGGAUAUGAGAUUCCCAUGGACAAUGUCACUGCAAAAACUAAGGGAGUGAUAUUCCACUAUCCUGCUAACUCCAGACGCUAUGGUUACACCUUUGAGGACAUUAAUUCAAAUUUUGAGGAAAUAGUUCAUGGGGAGAUAUUCCAUGUGAGUUCAUUAGCAGGCUUCACAUAUUAUGAAGCUGUUGACCAUUGCAGAAAACUGGGUUCUACGCUUGCUUCAACUAGAGAACUCUACGCCGCAUGGAAUCAGGGUUUCCACAAGUGCAGUCCCGGCUGGCUCUCUGAUCGCAGUGUCCGCUAUCCUGUCCGCAAACAAGGCUUUGGUUGUGGUGAAAACGAGACAGGAGUGCACACUAUUUAUGCACAACCAAAUCAAACAGGCUUCCCGAACCCAUAUUCCAGAUAUGAUGCAUAUUGCAUCAAAGCCAAUCUGUCUAUACUGCUUGAUGAAGAUAUGUUGAAUGCUACAAGGAUGGGGAUGGAUCUUAACAUGACGGACAUAACAGAGCUGCUUAGACCUGUUCAUCCAAUUGUCACUUGCUGGUUUGAGGACCUGUCUGGAUCUGGAUCAGGAUCAGGCUCAGGCUCAGGCAAUCAUGAUUCCAGUUCCGGUUACAUGUCAGGGAGUGGCAUACCCAGUGGGAGCAUAUCCGGUUCUGGCCAAAGUGGCGAUGAAUCAAGUCACCUUCUGAAGUACCAAGAAGGUGCAGAUCCAAUCAUGUGGCAGACUUCUGCCUCAGGCAGUGCUUUGGAGGUAAGAGAAGGUAGUGGCAGUGGUGUUAUCAUUACUUCAGGAAUAGAAUCAGGAGACCAAAAAUCUGUAGAGGAGUCUGGACACUUUCAUGAACAAAGUGGAGCUAGUGGCCUUCCAUUAGGACUUGGCAGUGGAAUUAGUGGCUUCUUUGGCGUGUCUUUUAUAAACACAGAAAUUAUUGAUCUGACUUCAAUACCUUCUGGAGAACAGGAAUUGUCUGGCAUUUCUCCAUUUGACUUGACUGAUGUUAGUGGUUUCGGCUCUGCUCUUGGAUCUGGCUCUACCUCUGGAUUUGGAUCUGGUACCAUCAUCUUUGGAUCUGGCUCUACUUCUGACUUUGGAUAUGGCUCUGCUUCUGGAGAUUCAGUUUAUCUCAGUCAUCCUUCAGGUGAGGUAUCUGGCCUCAUUCAUAGUCAAGAUGAAAAGAUUUUCAUUCUAACGGACGAUGAGGUCGAGUUGACAUUUAGGCCUACAAUCGGAACAGAACAGGGUCGUGGAUCAGUGGAGAUCAGUGGAGAGGGCAGUAGUCAAGAAAAAGACCUCUCCAUAUCCCUUUCUAAUAGUACUUUAUAUAAAGAUAAUUGGAGUGCCAAUGAAACCAUUGAUCUCAUACCAGAAAGAUAUGAGCAACUUAAUGUCAUCACAGAGGCAUUUGAUGUGACUGAUCAGUCACCACUAAACACAACACCACCCACCACCUCUAUAUUCACUACUUCUUCAGCUUCUCUACAGACACCAAAAGCUAUGGAAGAGCAAUCUGUUACUCAUGCUUCUGCUAAUCCCUGUGAUCCAAACCCCUGUGGUCAAGGUUUAUGCUCUCUACAAGAGGGCAUUGCAGUAUGUCAGUGUCAUUCAGGAUUCAGUGGGGAAAACUGCUCAACACCGGUACAGGGAUGUGCUGAGGGGUGGAUGGAGUUCAUGGGUAGCUGUUAUAUCCAUUUUGAUGAGCGUGAGACCUGGACCAGUGCUGAGCAGCACUGUCAAAAGCUAAACUCUCACUUGGUUAGCAUAUCCUCCCAAGAAGAACAAGAGUUUGUAAAAACUCAAGUUCAUGACUAUCAGUGGAUUGGACUAAAUGACAUCGAUGUGCAAAAUCAGUUUCGCUGGACAGAUGGAAGCCCUUUGGAAUAUGAAAACUGGAGACCCAAUCAGCCAGACAAUAACUUUAGCACCGGAGAAGACUGUGUUGUUAUGAUAUGGCACGAGGAUGGCCGGUGGAAUGAUGUACCCUGCAACUAUCAUCUUCCUUUUACUUGCAAGAGUGGACCUGUCACAUGUUCAUCACCUCCUGAAGUGAAGAAUGCCCGGAUGUUAGGCAACAGCAAAGAUCGCUACCCUGUUAAUUCCAUCAUUCGAUACCAGUGUGACAGUGGAUUCACACAGCGCCACCUUUCAGUGGUGCGUUGCUUACCUGACGGUCAGUGGCAGAAGCCUAAAGUGGAAUGUAUAGAAGGCAAAACAAUUGACAGGCUCUGGAAAAGAUCCAUCAAGACACAUCCUAAAGCAGUCAACAGUCGGAUGUGGAUAAAGGGGCUCUAA